AUGUUUGGAGUUGUUACUCAAGGACGCUGUACAUCGAGGAAACCACUAGAACGUGUAGUUAACAAUUGACCACCGCAAUUGGUAGUUCCCGCAACACCAGAUUCACACGAUGGCCCAAGCAAAAAUUAACGCAAAAAUUAACGAUGCCGCGAAAGGAGGCAAAUUUUGCAGGUCGAUUUCAAUGGCGGAUCGAUCUAUGCGAUUGCUGGAGAGUCUGGAUCAAAUUGAAAUGAGGGUGGAGGCACUAAGAGAGGCGGCCACAGCAAUGGAGCAAGAGAAAGAGUGCUUACUAGAAAUGAUUCAAUCCAUUCAGAACAGCCAGGAAAUGCGAACCAUAUGUGACGGAGAAAGAGAAGAGCUCGAUCUGACUGCCAACAGGCUCAUGAGUAGGACUCUAACUGUGCAGGUUUCCGUAGAUACGAUCCGAAACCCACAGCAAGAAGAUGCGCUGAGAAAAGCCACGGCCAUUAUUGAUGAGAUAGUCGCUAAAGUGCUUGAAGACUUGGAGGGCGCAAAGAGGAGUUUGCGGGCUUUGCACGCGGCUUGUGUCACAGAUGCAGGCCCUGUGCCCAUUGAUCAGAAGUUUCAAAGCAUAGUAAUCAGCUGUGCGCUGGAAGACCAGAAGAAAAUCAAGCGGCGACUUGAAACCCUGAUAAGGAACAUGAACAAUACAGAACGAACAAUUAAAAUCAUGACCUACCAGAAGGUUGAUGAAUCUAAGAAUGACAGUGGCAGUGGUAAAUAACGGCAUCGUGGUAAACAGCGCGUUUUGGGGGUGUAUACUAUAUCAGAGCCUUCGCUAAUUACUUGAAUAACCACAGGCUGCCCAGUUUCCCUACAUUUCAUAAGAACGUCAUUAAACUUGUUGGCCCUUACGCUUCAUCAUAGUUAACACCUAGAUACGGUAUUUGAUUUACUACAAAACAUUUUUCUCUAUGAAAAAAAAGUUUUAAAAUACAGUUUGAGGCUAUAUUAAGAUUUUUCCUCAACACAGAGAAUUUGGUGGAAUUCGAAGUGGAGGUCUUCAUUUUGGUAUUAGGCCUGUAAUCACAGUAUGGAACACUUGCCAUGGAAACCAUGAGUGUAGGAAAUAGCACUGUUCAACAUGGUUCAAUAAGCAUUUGUAUACCCAGUUGUUUACAUUAAGGGAAUGCUAUAAGGUAUCCUGUUCCUAUCUUUACAUCAAGUAUGCACUGAUCAUACAAAGUGCAAUAGGACACAGCCCAAUUAACUGUGAUAGUAAGUGUUAUUUAUGCAAUGCUACUCAAGUAUUUACUUUGAAAUUGCUGAAAUUAUUUGAAAUUAUUAUAACUUCAAAUAACAAAAAUCCUCAAUUUUUAAAAAGACAUACCCAACAAUAGUACACUUGCUGGAGACGAAUUGUAUUAUUUUCUUAACCACUCAGUUAUAGUUUUGUUAUUAAAAGUAUUUAAUAUUUAACAAAAUUUAGUGUCUAAAAAAGGAGCAUCACAGCAAUGUUCAUCUUCAAUUCCUCAAAAUAUCUGCUGCAAAUACAAGGCAUUCAGUUAACAGUAAUAAUUAAUAUAAGAUUGAUAAGACUUAAUUUUACUUUGAAUUUAUUUUCUUUUAAAUGUACAAUUUUUAUUUACACUUGAACAUAUUUCCAUUCUAAUUAAAAUUAUGGAGCCAUGAAAGUACAUUUUAAGUGAUCUCUGACAGGUUCAUACAGUUUAAAGCUCAGAUAAUGAUUGAAAAUUAUUUGUUGCCGGUAUACUCAAAAUUUGAACCUCAGGUUCAUCACUCUUUGUACUUUACAUCUAAUAUAUGAAAUAAGUUUAUUAAACAGAGUUAAAAUAAAUCAUUUAUUGUACAAUGAGUACAGGUUAAUGGACCAAAGAGAGAAGAGAUCAAGGCAACAGACGUAAUAUUAUGAGACACACUAGAUAAGACAUCAGCAAAAUAAAUGAGCAAUCACACAAAGUCUCUAAAAUGACAUUGCUGUAGCUUACUAACACAUUCAGUCAAGAGUGGGUGCAAUAACAUUUGCCAGCUUUCAUUUAAAACAAAGCAUACAUUACAUACUGUGAAGGCAUCACAACUAAAGGAGAAAAAAGUAACCACUAUUAGCAAUCAUAAUAGCAGAUAUACUGAAUAUUUCAAAGUAUAUUCUUAAGGAUAUGCUCAAUCAUAAAGUGAUUUAAAUUGACAUAUAAAGUGCCUUAAAUUCACUGUAGUGUAUUUUUUAUAGCAAAAGCCCAUAAUGAUAAGAUAUGCAGAAUUACAAAAUACAAAGAGAGCAAGGUAGAAAGCAGAUCACAAUUGUAAACAUGUUGGUGGCCAUUGUGGCUAAGUACCAUGGAUCCACAUUCACACUUUAAUGAAAUAUAAGGCAUGCAUGUUAUGAAUAAAUAUGAAAAUUAAUAAUAAGCCACACUGAUGUGUUUUGUAUGUUGAAGGAUUUUCAUGUGUGCUGUCCACCAAAGAGUUAAAAUUAGUGAAUAAAUUCUCUCAUUUUUUUAAAGAUUAAAGGAAAUGAUUCUAAUGAAAGCCAAUGGAAUCAAUCAUUUUGAAGCACACUCUGAUACAAUAGGACCAAUGCAGUGUAAGUGCCGACCAAAUGCUUUCAAAUAAACUGUUUUUCCAGAGUGCCUGCAAAAUGGUAGAAGUUCCAACAACUUGGGCUGGACUGCUGGCCCGUUUCUG
Molecule: messenger RNA, 2664 nt
Organism: Electrophorus electricus (electric eel)
Lineage: Eukaryota; Metazoa; Chordata; Actinopteri; Gymnotiformes; Gymnotidae
Gene: bag2
Product: BCL2 associated athanogene 2
Biological process (GO): protein stabilization
Molecular function (GO): adenyl-nucleotide exchange factor activity; protein-folding chaperone binding
Source: RefSeq, a predicted model, not a curated record